Messenger RNA from Esox lucius (northern pike), 3684 nucleotides. It is a transcript of the gene adgrl4, whose product is annotated as adhesion G protein-coupled receptor L4. The coding region runs from base 283 to 3249 and encodes 988 amino acids. Gene Ontology annotation, biological process: cell surface receptor signaling pathway; adenylate cyclase-activating G protein-coupled receptor signaling pathway. Gene Ontology annotation, cellular component: membrane. The transcript is spliced from 20 exons. NCBI's taxonomy places the organism in Eukaryota, Metazoa, Chordata, Actinopteri, Esociformes, Esocidae. Gene Ontology annotation, molecular function: G protein-coupled receptor activity; calcium ion binding. The record is from RefSeq and is a predicted model, not a curated record.
AACAAUUCAACUGCCUUAUCACGAACCACUGGAACAGGUUGCCUGGGAAACGGCCGCAUGGCAACAGGAUCAGAGCCUGGGGGUUGUCUGCUCUGCUCCCAUUUUACAUCGCAUUUCCUCACUAGAUGGUGUGCAAGCCACUGGAGAGUAGGCUACGUCUUCAAAAAACAAACCUGGAAAACUACAGUUUACGCUAUUUCUUAAGACUUGAGGCGGUGUGGGAGUAAACGCUUUGUUUAAAGGUUUCUUUUCGACUGUUCGAAAAAACACACUCGAGUUGUGAUGGACAUAAUGAUUGCGGUGCAUGAUGCGUGUGUUUCCAGUCAGUGGCUGACAGCUAUAAUUCUCAGUCUGUGCUGUUUUUUACCGUCCUGUUUACCCGCUGGACAAACUGUGGACUAUGCCUCGAUUGAAAGUGUUGUCACCCGACAAGGAGAUACGGCUCUACUAAGGUGCACUUCUGAUGGAAUCUCAAAAGGGGCCUGGUUGAACCGUUCCAGCAUAAUCUUUGCAGGGAAUGACAAGUGGUCCGUGGACCCCCGUGUGUCCAUCAUAUCAACUGGUGAGGAGUACAGUUUGCAGAUACAGAAAGUGGAUGUUACCGAUGACGGCAUGUACACCUGUUCUGUUCAGAGUGAGCACAAUCCAAAGCCAAAGCACCUGCAUCUAGUUGUAAAAGUUCCUCCCAAGAUCUAUGACAUUUCCUCUGACAUCACAGUGAAUGAGGGAAGCAACGUGUCACUAAUCUGCACAGCCAGUGGGAAACCAGAGCCCACCAUCUCCUGGAGACACAUAACCCCAUUAGCAAGGAAGUUUGACAGUGGAGAAUAUCUAAACAUCACUGGUAUCACGCGGGACCAAACAGGGGACUAUGAAUGCAGUGCAAUGAAUGACAUCGCCUCUCCUGACACCAAGACUGUGAAAGUCAUUGUUAAAUUUGCCCCAGCCAUCCACGAGAUGAAAAGCCAUGGAGUUGGGUUGGGACGCACAGCUCUGCUGAGGUGUGAGGCUGCAGCUGUACCCACACCAACAUUUGAGUGGUAUAAGGGAGAUAAAAGGAUUAACAAGGGUCAAGGGAUAGACAUCAAGAACCUCAGCUCCAGAUCAGUCCUCACAGUGAACAACAUGACAGAGGAUCGCUAUGGUAACUACACGUGCGUUGCUGCCAAUGUCCUAGGAAGGGCCAAUGCCAGUGUGCCUCUUAUUCAUGACAAUGAAUGCCAAAAUGUCACUUAUAUCUGUGGAAACAACAGCAAAUGUACCAACACAGAGGGCAGCUACUACUGCACUUGUGGCCCAGGAUACAUUUCAACUGGGCUGAAUAACUUUCGACCUAAUGAUGGGACAGAAUGCACUGAUGUUGACGAAUGCAAGAAUGCCCAUAUCUGUGGACCUUUCUCUCAUUGCCACAACACAAAAGGAUCUUUUUUUUGCAACUGCCAAAGAGAUUACAUUUCUACUUCAGGCACUCAGCACUUUCAUCCAGAUAAUGGAGUUAGAUGUAAAGAACAUCCCAAGAAAAACUGUCAUCAAAACAUUUUGUGCAUAACACAAAGCAUCAACGGAACACUUGAAUAUAUCAGAAAUUUUACAGAUCCUCAGAGCCUUAUGGUGGAGAUGGAAAAACAGACUUCUGGAGAACUAACGUCGGUGGAUGUAAUCUCUUAUGUGGAGGUUCUCUCUCGAUCAUCCUUGCUGCUGAGCUCUAAAGAGAAGAAUGAAACCAUGAAACUGGCCAUGACCAAAACAACUCUCAGAACAUUUUUAAAUGUGGUGAACAAUUUGGUUGAGAAAGAUGAGUUGGUGGCUUGGAAGAGAAUCAAACAAGAGCACCGGGACUACACCAUCACCAAACUCUUACAUACAGUGGAAGAGAGUACUCUGAUCCUGGCCAAGAAUUAUGAAACAACAACGGAGAUUGAGAUCUAUGAGCGUGAAAUGGAGAUGAAGCUCUACAGUUUUGAUGUCCAUCAAAGAAAGAAAACCAUGCUCUCUGUAUUCAUGGGAGGAGAUCAUGUUCAUUUACAUCCAAAAAGACUGGAGGGGAGCACAAAUGGAAGUGUGGCCAUAGUUUUCCUGCGGUAUGAAAAUGUUGGUGACAUCUUGAAACCAAACACUGACCCUGGUGUUACAGAGUACACAAGCUCUGAAACAGGAGAAAUUACUGUGAACUCUCAAGUGAUAGCGGCCGCCAUCAAACCUGCUGACAUGUACCAACUGGACCAUGUGACCUUCACUCUCAGACACACAGUGGCAAUUGACACCAAAGUUGAUGUAACCAAAUGUGCCUUCUGGGAAUAUGAUCCGGCCAGCAUGAAGGGUCAUUGGGCCACACAGGGCUGUGAGCAAAUCGGCGUCAACAGCACUACCACGACAUGCUCCUGCAAUCACCUCACACACUUCGCCAUUCUUAUGUCAUCUGGACGGGCCAACAUGGCUGCCCACUACAACAUUCUGACCAGGAUCACUCAGCUGGGAAUGAUCAUCUCCAUCAUCUGCCUGUCCAUGUGCAUCUUCACCUUCUGGUUUUUCAGUGAGAUACAGAGUACCAGAACAACAAUUCACAAGAACUUGUGCUGCAGCCUAUUCAUGGCUGAGUUCAUAUUUUUAGUCGGGAUCAAUAUGAACACCCAUAAACUAUUCUGCUCCAUCAUUGCCGGACUUCUACAUUAUUUCUUCUUAGCAGCUUUUGCUUGGAUGUGCAUUGAAGGGAUCCAUCUGUACCUGAUAGUAGUUGGUGUCAUCUACAACAAAGGAUUUCUACAUCGCAACUUUUACAUCUUUGGAUAUGGAAGCCCUGCCGUUGUGGUGGCCAUUUCAGCUACACUUGGCUCCAAGUAUUAUGGUACCAAUAAAUUGUGUUGGCUAAGCACUGAAAACAACUUUAUUUGGAGUUUCAUUGGGCCUGCAUGUUUGAUUAUCCUGGUCAAUCUGCUGGCUUUUGGAGUAAUAAUUUACAAAGUGUACCGGCAUACUGCAGUGAAGAAGCCAGAGAUUAGUCACUACAAAAACAUAAGAUCUUGUGCUCGCGGUGCUCUUGCCCUUCUUUUCGUCCUGGGUGCCACCUGGACAUUUGGCGUUCUACACAUUCUCAACGAGACCACACUCACUGCCUAUCUUUUCACCAUUGCCAACGCAUUCCAAGGGAUGUUUAUCUUUAUCUUCCUUUGUGUGUUGUCCAGAAAGAUUCAAGAGGAGUACUACCGGCUGUUCAAAAAUGUGCCAUGUUGCUUUGAUUGCCUGAGAUGAAGAAGUCUGUCAUAUCCAGAGGACCCAUCCUCUGUGAAUGUUACUGGCAUAUCUUAUUCAUUUUCAUGUAGAGUACCGAAAUGCAAUAUAUUUUUACCAUGUCUUCUACUAGUUUCCCAGACAAAAAAAUAAUAAUAAUGGGAACAGACUUGUUCAACUGUUGCAGAUUGUUCAAGUAAUAGUAUGUAUUCGGUAAAUAUAUUUAUGCAUGUUUGUUAGAUUUGGGUAGGUAGCAUUUAAUAUAACCACAUGUAACAUAUUUAUUUGCAUUAUUAUAUACAUUAUAUCAAAAGUCCCAAUGCUGUGACUUUGCAUGCUGUAAAAAAUUUACGUGACGUCAUAAAGGAAACCUAGCCAACCUAUACACUACCAUGUAAGUAUAAACAUUUAAAAAUAAUAUUCUCAAAAUAAUUCAAUAAAAUUAUUUGCACUUAA